AUGCCUAUCAAGGUGCACGUGAAUAUUACUGUCGAGUUCGCCGGUAUUCAGUGUCAAAUACACUAUGGCGACUUCCAGGAAGACAAACACAAGCCGGGGCUCAUAGAAAAUCUUAAUGAAUAUCUACCGGAGCAGUAUUCCAGCUCUUGGGGUAUCGAAAAGAAGAUCCUGAAGGAGUUUCGGAGACACCAUGGCCUCAGCCAAAUCGAGGCGAAGUUUCUCUACACGAAAACAGCUAGGGACUUGCCUACGUACGGAGUUACAUUCUUCUUGGUUAAGGAGAAACAGAAAGGCAAAAAGAAAUUGGUGCCGCGUCUGUUGGGCAUAAAUGCGGAGUCGAUCCUGCGUCUGGACGAGGUGACUAAAGAGAUACUGCAAGUGUGGCCGCUCACACAGGUCAAGACAUAUCAUGCCGGGAAGACAGAGACCUUCACACUCAACUUUGGAGAUUAUAGUGACAAAGAGUAUAGUGUGAAGACCAACGACGCCCAUCGGAUCCGUGACAUACUGCAAGGUUACAUAGACAUCAUCAGGAAACGUAUGGAGGCCAACUACAACUUGAACCAGACUGAACACUAUGCCAUCUGCGAAGAUAAUGUUCAAGCGUCGAGGGGUCAUAUAAUGGAGCGCAUAGAACACAAGCCGAGUAAAAUCGUGGAAGAAUCAUUUGUCGGUCCCAGUCAGAUCUUCACAUAUGAACCGGGUAGAGCAAUAGCACAAGGCACGCAAAUAGUCACGGUGCAACAGCUCGUGAUAAACGCUAAAGGAAACAAUCAGCAGACCGUCCUAGUCGGAGAGGUGCCGAUGCGCAAGGGCAUGUCUUUGGAAUUCGUGAGAAAACUGAACCGGCUCAAUUCCAACUCCGUCAAGAUUGUUACUCUACUAACUGAGCCAAACCAAGCUAAUUUGUCGGAAGCUGUUAACAUUUUCAAUAGUAUGGACGCCGACAUGCCGAGUCUAAUUGAGGGUGUCAAUGAAGCUGCAGAAAAAGAAACCGACGAGGAAGCCAAGAAAAAACUGCUUAACGAUCUUCAGGAACUUGUAGACCACAUGAGAGCUCUGUCUGAUAAUAUCAAUACUAAUGUUAAUCCAGAAGAGGCACAGGAUAUAAGUAAAAGGAUCGCGGACUUAUCGAUACAGAUGUGUUGCGCUUUGGAUCCAAGAAUGAAGAAACGUGGCGAGUUCUGUAGGCGAUCGCGUAAGAGUUUCAUAAAGGAUGAAAAAAUGGAUGCUAGUCUUCGACGUGCCUCAUGUUUAGUGGCCGCUCAGCAUACAACUGAGACUAUACAACAAGUUAAACAACAUUUAGAUGAGGAGUAUCAAGGUCCAAAAUUGGAUCCAGCAGAUGUGGAGGAACUGGAGAAGUCAGCUGCUAAUAAAAUGGCCAAACUCAACGCGGCCGUGGCUUUAAACCUGAUGGCUUAUGCAGAUACUCAGAAUAUUGAUUACGCAGUCGCUGUGACUUCCAUGAACACCAUCAACGAACUGUUGCCUAAACUUGCUAAAGCAAUUAUUGAUAUUGAAUUUUUGAUAGAUGCCAAAGCUUUGGCCAGCGUGAAAGAUGGUAAGGAUCGUGAGGCCUUCCUGGAGGCAAUACAGUCGCUGUGCGAUGCCGUCAAGUUGGUUUGCCUAGCUGCAGACCCUGAUGACUAUCAGAAAAUGCAAAAUGCGGUUAAAGACUAUGGCCGAGCUUCAGAUAAAUUGCUGUUUACAUUCCGACGUGGUGGCAAUAGGAAUACAGAUAAAGAGAAAGAAAUUUUAGAUCUCUCCAAAGAAGUUGCUGAGAAGAACAAACUGUUAUUGGAUAAGAGUAAUGAGCUAGCCGGUCUGGUGUCCGAACCUGAGGCUGCCAUGUUGGAGGACGCUAGCGGUCGCUGCGCUCAAGCGGCACGAGACAUUAUAACUUGCGCCGAGCUGAGUGCGGCGUGUAUAGCUGAGCCCCACUGCAGGAGUGCAUUGAAAGCAUCAGCUGAGAAUUUGUCGUCGUCAGUGCAGCACCUCGCGCUCACGUGGAGGCCCAUGCUCGAACGUGACGAUACUAAACACUUGGCGCCGCAACUGCGAGACCGAACUAUGGACUUAGCUAAGGCUUUGGACAAACUCAAAGGCGCAUUUGCGGGGAUGGACGAUGUUCCAGAGGAACCGGACAAAAGGAUGGUUAAUCAAAAAGUAAUGUUUGUCAAGUCAGUUGCCGCAGCUAAAGAUAAAAUGAAUGCAGCAGAGACGGAAUUUAAUGUGCCACUUACUGAAGUAUCGAAAAAUGAAACGGAAGAAGAAAUACAAAACAGACUAACGCAGAAGUUGGCCCAACUGAAUGCUGCGUUGGCUGCUCUGGUCACCGCUACUGCUGGUAAUAAUAACGUUUUAUUUAAGUCACGUCGAAGCACAAAUGAUGUAUUAUGUGAUACAGGAAAAUGUUUUAAUAUAGAUCGCGAUAAGCCGGACUAUGAAACUGCGGAGUUAGCAAUCAAUACUAUUGGAGAGUUAAUGCCCGAUAUUGUUAGAGAUGGAAAAUUAUUAAGUGCUGAUAAAGACGUAGCGAGCAGGGAGAAGAUGAUGAACGAACUGAAAGCACUCUGUAAAGCAACCAAGAACAUCUGUGACUCCACAGAUAACGGGAACUUGAACGAUGUUCACGGUGCUGCCUCUAAGUUUGCUGCUUCAUCUGGCAAAUUGUUCUACGUGUUUAAUCCUCGAGCAAGACGUGAUAAUGAACAUAAGAUUGCAGAUAUAUCGUCGUCAGUGGAUGAGAAAGCCUCUCAGCUGAUGGCAGCAGUACAGGAUCUGUCGCAGCGAGUGGAUGCUGAAGCCGCCGUCGACCUGGAGAUUGCGGGGAGUAAAGCGGCCGAUGCUGCUGCCGCGCUACAUACCGCUGUAUCGGUCACGGCACCGUAUAUAGAGGACCCUCGCUGCCAGGAGGCUCUUCUUUCUGCGAUAGACUCCUCAUCACAUGCUAAUCAGAAUCUCAGUUUAGCAUGGAUGAAUUUAUUGAAGAAUCCACGUUACAAAGAUCUAGGAGACAGUCUAGAUGAAAAACGUCUGCAACUGGAACGAGAACUGGAUAGGUUAAGGAAAGCUUGUCGAGAUAUCGGUGCAGCGCGCCGUGCGUCAGCUGAGCGCUCGCUCGACGCCGGCCGUAGGCAUGUACUCGUAGGUACCUAUCUACACGGGUCACUGGCCGCUCAUUUUGUUAGAUUCGAACUAGAUUUUCUGCCAUGA
Messenger RNA from Diatraea saccharalis (sugarcane borer), 3219 nucleotides. The record is from the annotation of a GenBank genome assembly. NCBI's taxonomy places the organism in Eukaryota, Metazoa, Arthropoda, Insecta, Lepidoptera, Crambidae.